Molecule: messenger RNA, 1260 nt
Organism: Bombus pyrosoma
Lineage: Eukaryota; Metazoa; Arthropoda; Insecta; Hymenoptera; Apidae
Gene: ATPsyngamma
Product: ATP synthase subunit gamma, mitochondrial
Exons: 3
Coding region: 164-1060 (298 amino acids)
Biological process (GO): proton motive force-driven ATP synthesis
Molecular function (GO): proton-transporting ATP synthase activity, rotational mechanism
Source: RefSeq, a predicted model, not a curated record
CCUAUUGAUCGUCUGUAAUAGAAGUUACACGCAUGUAUGGAUAUUACACUUGUUCGUGAUUCGUGAGGGACUUCAUGCCCUAUGAUCAUUUCCAUUCCGUUUGACACAGUUUUUUCGUUUCUUAUCGCAUUGUUCUAAGUCGUGCGGGACAUUCAACUUCAAAAUGUUUUCUAAUCAUAUGACAACAAUUGUGCGGCUUGCUGCUCAACAGCAGCAGCAGCAACAAAAACGUGGUAUGGCAACUCUUAAAGCAAUUUCUAUAAGAUUGAAAUCUGUAAAGAAUAUUCAAAAAAUUACUCAAUCAAUGAAGAUGGUGUCAGCUGCUAAAUAUAAUAGAGCUGAAAGAGACUUGAAACAAGCUAGACCUCUUGGGAUUGGUACAAAAGCAUUUUAUGAGCAAGCUGAAAUUCAAGCACCACCAGAUGAUGAGAAAAAGCUUGUAGUAGCAAUAACAAGUGAUCGAGGAUUGUGUGGUGCUGUACACACUGGAGUUUCUCGUAACAUUAGGGAUGUGCUUUUAGCUGAUCCCAAAGAAUGUGAAAAUACGAAGAUUAUAUGUGUUGGUGAAAAAUCUCGAGCGAUUUUAUCACGUUUGUUUGCUAACAAUAUAUUGUUUGUUGCAUCUGAAGUUGGUCGUAAACCACCCACAUUUAAUGAUGCUGCCAAAGUAGCAAUUGAAAUUAUGAAUAGCGGGUACAGUUUUGGUUCUGGCCGCAUUGUGUACAAUCGAUUCAAGUCUGUGGUAUCAUAUGCUGUUGAUCAGUUACCCCUUUUUGACAAAAAUGCAGUAGUUAAUGCACCAAAAUUGUCAGUAUAUGAUUCUCUGGAUGAAAAUGUAAUUCAGAACUAUUUGGAAUUUUCUCUAGCUUCUCUAUUAUUUUAUUCUAUGAAAGAAGGUGCCUGUAGUGAACAGUCAAGUCGUAUGACUGCUAUGGAUAAUGCUAGCAAAAAUGCAGGGGAGAUGAUAGAUAAAUUAACUCUGACAUUCAAUCGUACUCGGCAAGCUGUAAUUACUAGAGAACUAAUUGAAAUCAUUUCUGGUGCUGCUGCUUUGGAUUAAAGAAAUAUAUAAUGUGCAUUAAAAAGGGAAAACAUCAUAGUGUUGGGAAGUAGAUCACAAACGUAUUGUCAAUUGACAUUUGAAUGUGCCGUUUUCUGAAAAGCAAAUUUCAAUUCAGGGCCUCUAGAAAUUGCUAAAAAUGAUCAUAUUUAAAAAUACAAUGUUUAUAACCCAACAUGAAAAUAAACUGUUAAAAACUG